Molecule: messenger RNA, 1806 nt
Organism: Annulohypoxylon truncatum
Lineage: Eukaryota; Fungi; Ascomycota; Sordariomycetes; Xylariales; Hypoxylaceae
Exons: 4
Coding region: 647-1459 (270 amino acids)
Cellular component (GO): plasma membrane
Source: RefSeq, a predicted model, not a curated record
UAACCAACUGCACUUUUAAUUUCCUUCCGUCCAAGUAAACAUCAACCUUCAUCAUCAUCACGAUCCUUCCGACACACUUCGAUCGACUCAUGUGUACCACACUGCCGAGAACAUUUCCUACCUUCCUUACGACCACCAGACAUAAUACUUAACCUUCCGAGAACUAUUCAAAGGAGAUUUGGAUUUGGCGGGCGGCGAUUCUAUGAACAACGGAUUCUAACAAAGAUUUAUUGAUUUAGCGCCCUAUUGUUUUAUCACAUUCCUUUUAUCCUGCUCGUCAUACUCGCCAAUCCAAAGAGCGGAGAGAAGGAAAAACGUGUCGGCCGCUCCAACUAAAAGGUACCCGACGAGAAACAAUAGUCAAAGGAACGCCUGGUCUUCAUCUAUAUGAAUUGGACCGCGUGAUCAUUAACUUUUGAUUCCCGAAGCCGAAUUGGUCGAUGAAAACCAAGAUACCACCAAAUACGAUACGAUAAGGACAUCUACUACGGCUCACUCCCUAGAGGAGAUAGAAACCAAGCUUAUUACUUGAUUCUCAUUCUCUCUAGUCGUUGAUCGGGUUGAGAGAAUUGGACUCUUGGCUCCAUUACAUUAACAUACCUAAUUUUCGUUUACGUUCUCGCGAUACCACUUGAACAUCAUCGCCAUGUCUCUCCGCCAGUUCACCGUCGCGGCCGUUUUGGCCCUUGCCACUCUAUCCACAGCCACCAAAGAGAAGGCACCGCAAACCCCGAUAGUUGGUACCGAUACCGUUCAUGGUUGUUACAAGUCGGUUGGAACGAUGACGCAUCAGAACACGGAUAACUUCAACUCCCAGGGUGCAUGCGCGGGAUUGUGUCGCUCCAAGAACUUUGUCGCCGGUGCUUCCAACUCGGCCGAUUGCUGGUGUGGUGAUGAGUAUCCCAACAAGGCCGAUCUCGUAGAUGAUGACCAAUGCACUGAGCCUUGCCCUGGUUAUGGUGACGAUGCUUGUGGUGGCCUUGACACCUACACCGUUUACAACACCGGAAAGCGAGUAUCCGUGGGCGAAGCAGCGGAGGCUGGUUCUUCUAGUUCAUCUAGCACCUCAUCUAAGACUAGUUCGGCCUCUGCGCCAGCUAGCACGUCUGAUACCAUCGAGACGAUUACGGCCUCAUCUGAGCCUGAGAGCAACAAGUCGAGUCCUAACGUAGCGGGCAUUGCAGGUGGCGUGGUUGUUGGUGUUGUUGCCGUAGGAGCCCUAAUGGGAGGAGGCUUUUUCUGGAUGCGCCGAAAGAGAAACGCCGAGAUCGAAGAAGAGCACCGACGAAAUGCCGCUGUCAACGCGUUCAUCAGUGGUGGAAAGCCUCCUUCUAGCAGCGGUGGGGUUUCAAUGUCUGACUCUCGUCUCGACCCUGUUAUGAACCGACGAAUGAGCGACGGCAGCAUCGCCGACAACCAAGAUUACUCGCGGAGAAUUCUGAGGGUUACCAAUGCUUGAAAACCCUCGCAUCGCAAAUAUCACGAUGAACGACUUCCGCUUUGUAACACUUUUUAUUCACAUCGGCAUUGACGGCGUUUCAUGGUGGCCAUUCGUCAUUGGAUGAUCGAUCGGACACGACGAUCCCAGGCGUUAUUAUGUAUUGAGGUGUAUGGAACAACAAUUGGGUCACAGUAUAGGGCGUGACCGUCAGCUUAGAUCUUACCGAUGAAACCCUCCUACGCCGUCCUCUCCUUUUAUUUUGCACAUGGUCGACUUGGCCGCGUCGGCUAUGUGCAGUUCGACAUCAACUUCGGAAAUUCUCGCGAGAUCUACUAGGGCCCGAGCCCAAUUGAAUGAAAUGGGGG